UUUGACAAGGUUACUUCAAAUGUGGUGGUCUGAAUUUGCCACGCUCAAAUAUUGAUAAAGGACGAUAUAACCCGCCAGUUGGAAAGUUCACAUUCUUUCAACUGUGCUUUUAUUGCAUUAGGCUGGAGCCAUAUACUACAGGCCAGACCUAAAUAGGUGCAGCGUGAACUUGUGUGAUAUCUGGUGAGCUCUAGCCCUCUUCUGAAGCCUGAAUUAAAUCCAGCUAUCAAUUUGAAUAAAGAAAACCAACAAUAGGAGCAAAUUAUUCAGAUGAUUAAAAAUUCAAAUGUGCCGGGAAGGCAUAUUGAAGUGAUCCAGAUGGAGAUGCAAGCAACUUUAUGCCAUGGAUGAAAUCCAGAUGCAAGAAGCGCUUGGGAAUCUGUGGAUGGGAAAAUUCAGUAUUUACUUAACUUUAUUGAUAAAUAGACAGCUGUCUUCUUGAAUCGUUGGUAAAUAUCUAAGCUGAGUAUGUUGAGGAUGCAAAAAACAACAUUAGAUAUUUGAUUAGAAAAUGAAGAUUCUUGAAAAUCUGAAGUGCUCCUAUGAAAGAAUGCAGUGUUAUUUCAUGCUCUCAUCUGCUCCUAUGAAAGAAUGCAGUGUUAUUUCAUGCUCUCAUCUGCUCCUAUGAAAGAAUGCAGUGUUAUUUCAUGCUCUCAUCUUGAAAGAUGACUUGUGCCAGUGAUUGAAUGGAGUCUUAUUGAGCAUUAGGUGGAGUAAUGGAUUUUAAUAGGGACCACAUGGGGUUGUUUAUGAUUUUACAGGGGAAGAAUAGGGGUUUGCAAGCUUUUAAGUUAACCAGGUGCCAUCAUUAAAACCAGUUCCUGUGAAAAAAUUUCAUAUGCAAAAAUGUUCUCAAGGGGUUUUAUCAUGCUUUAAUAGCAAGUUAUUGUGAAAAAAUUUAUAUGUACAGGGUUUGUUUUGUUUUUAAACAUUUUAAGAUUGAAUGUGAUAUUGAAGUUCCAACAAGGUCAUUUUAAACAAAAAUUUACACUCAAGUCAGUAGUAAUUGUCUGGAAAUUUGUGUGUUAAGCUCAUGCUUCUAAGGAUUACCAGAGGAAAUUUGAAUUUUUUUAAACGUAGUUGUGUUUGUUAUAGUCAGUGUUAUAAUUAAUACAAUUGUUCUGUGGAUUCAAAUGAAAUUUGAGCGGUGUGAGUAUGUCCGAAGAGCUGAUUCCUCCAUUCACCGGUCCAAUGUCACAAGAAACUGCCCAGUAUCGGGCAAAGCAAGCCGUGGAUUACUAUCACAAGCAAGUGAAGAUUCAAAACAAACCAGAGUUGCCGAAGAGAAAUAAUCGUGACCGACAGGACGUCCGAGAUUUACGAGACCAGCACGAGCAAAGUAAUGGGUAUCAUUCUCAGUAUGAGAGUAAAAAUGUGAACUUAGAAGGGCGCUACAGUGCCCAGGCAUAUUCCUAUGAUACCAGUGGGGAUUCACACUUUGUACGAGGCGGUCAUAGGGCUACAGUGCACGGAACAGAUUCUUUACGACAGCGCGAACAUUUUGGCAAUGGCAGCAGUAAUAAUGAUUAUUUUGUUCCAAAUAACAGACAAGUACCUCGUGAACAUCACACUGGGUCAAAGAAACGGUACAGCCGUGGUCUGCAUAGGAGUAACAGCAAUUUAGAAGAGAGCUUAGAAUAUAUAAAUGUUGACAACUUGGACACUCACGUGAAAAUGCGUAAGGCCUAUGGAAGUACUUCCUCACUAGACAUUAUGAAUGCUAGCACGAGUAGUGAUAGCUUCUUUAAGAUGGUGGAAAAUUUGAAGCCUUCAAAUACAGACCAGCGAAGUCCAGCCCCGUCCAAACUUCAGGAAGUAUUGAGAGGCCCUAAGGCUGAGGACAAGGAUCAGACUUUUAUGAGAAACUUGGAACAAAUUGCCAACGGGUCAGUAAUAAAUAACCGUCCACUUUCAGUGGAUAGUGUGGACGCUGGUGGACAGAGUCCGCUUAGUCGGAAGAAAGAUCGAAAGCUGCGUUCUAAGUCCAUUACCCCUGAUGUUGGUUCAGGGGUUUUAAAACGCUUUCGUGGAAAGAACGAUAACGAACAAGGUGGGAAAAACAGUGACGCUGGGCCUGACCUAGAAAUCAAGGGUGAUGAUAGGUUCAGGCGGAAAGCUUUCGUGCAUUACGACAGUCAAAGUGUUGCCUUUGAUAUAAAUAAAGUAGUGAAUAGAAAAAAAUCAGUGACAAAUUUUAGUAACAUUUCAACUGGUGCAUCAGCGGCCUCUGGAACUCGGGAGAGUUUCGCCGGGGACGCUGAAACUCCCGAUAUUGUUGACAAUGGCGAUGGUCAUAGUAACGACCUUGUACACUCGUGUUCUUUCUUCCGUAAUGAAAUCGGUGGAGAAGAGGACAGAAUUAUUGGAUUAACACAGAGCACAGCUUCAAAAGACGUUCAGCUUGAUAGAAUCCAAACUAACAGUGCAAUAAUUAUGAACCGUUCCCCGGAUUGUUGUGGCAUAACAAUUCUGGAUUGUUCCCCAACCUCUGGUGGUCACAUCAUACCGCCGCAUACGAAACAUCGAGGUCAUGUGAUCGAAUAUGUUGACACUGGGGCGAACUACUACAGACACUUCUUCUACAACCAGGAACACCAAAACUACUUUGGCAUUGAUGACAACUUUGGUCCUUUGGCUGUCAGUGUUAAGCGGGAGAAGUUAGAGGAGCGAGGGAACAACCUGGGCAAGUCAGAACCAGGACUGUUCCAGUACAGGAUCAUCUUGCGCACUAGUGAGCUGCACACGUUACGUGGGUCAGUGCUGGAAGAUGCCAUCCCUGCAUCGGGCCGACUCAGCAGUUCUCGGGGGAUCCCGGUCAAGGACAUUCUGGAGUUUCUGGUUCCAGACGUGCAGACCUCGUGUCUGCGGCAGGGGACCAGCGUCCAGAAAACCUGGGAUCAGCUCCUCAAGCUGGAUGAACAGAGGAUAUUCAACACAUACAAGAUUGGCAUAAUGCUGUGCAGAGCCGGACAGACCACAGAAGAGGAAAUGUACAAUAAUGAAUACUCCACGCCAGCCUUUGAUGAGUUUUUGAGCUGCAUCGGAGAGAAGGUGCGACUGAAAGGCUUUGAGAAGUACAGGGCCCAACUUGACAAUAAAACCGAUUCCACGGGUACGCAUUCUGUGUACACAACAUUCAACAACAGUGAGAUUAUGUUCCAUGUGUCUACUCUGCUUCCAUUCACUCCCAAAAAUUCACAACAGUUGCUACGGAAACGUCAUAUUGGUAACGACAUUGUUACCAUAGUGUUCCAAGAGGCGGGCGCUCCUCCGUUCACCCCGAAGAGUGUGCGCUCACAGUUCCAGCAUGUGUUCAUCGUGAUCAGGGCCCAUAACCCUUGCACUGAGAAGACCAUGUAUAGUAUUGCUGUGACAAGAUCCAAAGAUGUGCCCCCAUUUGGGCCUCACAUCCCUGACAAUGCCAGGUUCUACAAGUCUAAAGAGUUCUCAGACUUCCUGCUGGCAAAAGUCAUCAACGCUGAGAAUGCAGCGCACCACUCGGAAAAGUUUUCAGCAAUGGCUGUGCGAACCCGACAGGAGUACCUAAAGGACCUCUCAGCAAACCAUGUGACCAGCAACUCCCUCGAGUCAGCUUCCAAACUCAGCAAGUUUGCUAUGAGUGGAAAGAAGAAGGACAAGAACAAACUGGGUAAAGUGGUGCCUGAUAACUUUGCAGCUGGUGCCAUUGUCUGGAUGGUGAAGGUUGAAGACGUGAGCCUGUCCAAGUGGGUUCUCAGCUUCCUGGGUAUCGCCGCGGAGACACUGGUGAUAGUGGAGGAGUCGACGGGAGAUGUGAUAUUCACCACGCACUGUGGGGCUGUCAUAGGAUGGACAUCACAGGCUGUCGGUUUGCGUCUGUACUAUGGCCAGGGGGACUGCCUGGACCUGCAGCCUCACAGCGGAGACAUGGAGGAACUGCAGGAGAUAGUGACCCGUCUACAGGCUGUCACACCUGGAUGUCAGACGGAGGAGUACACGUUAAAGAGGAACAAGCAAGGGCAGCUGGGGUUUCACAUCCAGGCAGAGGGAGUGGUGACGGACGUCGAACCCAAUGGACACGCCUUUAAUACAGGACUCCGAAAAGGCAGUCGAUUGGUCGAAAUCUGCAAGGUGUCAUCUGUGACCUUGACCCACGACCAGAUGGUUGACCUUCUGCGCACAUCUGCUACGGUCAAGGUUGUUGUGAUUCCCCCACUCGAUUCGGGUUGUCCGAGGGGCGUUGUAAAUCUGCUAGCAAAUCACCAUUACUCGUCCUACCCCGCCCUGAACGCUGUCAUCCAAGCGGAAUUUUCUGCCCAUCGCAGGCAGAUACGAUCAUCAAGCAGCUCUAGCGAGAAUCUCAUUUCCCCGAUGUCCCCUGUGUCACCAAGAGACAAUCUGACCCCAGGGCCGUCUCCCAGAGUCCAGAAAUCAGAUCUUAGACACAAACAUAACCUCCAUUUUAGAGACUUUUCCGCCAGUGAGAUGUCUUUAAUACAAGAAACCCCCGCAAAAAGUAGUCACCAUUCCAAAAACCCGUUCGCAAGGGAUAGUAUAGCAUCGGUUAGAGACUCAUUUGCAAAGGAUAGUACUUCAACAAGGGAGAGCAAUCUGAGAGUGUUUGAAGAGAAAUGGGAACUAAGGGAGAUCACUCGAGCUGACAGCAAAGAUAGCAAGGACAUGGCAGAGGGCGACAUACAAGAGGAGUUGGAGUUCAUUCAUGAGCGGGAAUCAUCCAUAUCUAGUUCACAAAGCCAUUCUAGUCAGCGCAGCACGCACACGCUGCCACAUCCAAGGAAAACGUCGUCCUCAUCCGACCAUAGGGGUGAGACGCAUUCCCCGCCAAACCGUAUGUUCUACCUCACGGCCGACAACGGCCCGUGGGCCACGUCCAGCCUGCCCCGGGGUGUGUCAAACAUCACCAACCUACCAGGUUUCCAUGGUUACCAGGACUCGGUGGUCUCCAGUGGGCGUGGUUCCCUGUUUGAGGGCCGGGAGACUGGGAAUCAGUACGGGUCAAGCUCAGGGGGCCUGGACGACAGCAGCUAUGGGACGCUUGAGGACAGGCAUAAGAAGAGCGGUUCCCGUGAUAGUCUCGACCAGGCCGCUUAUGGAGGCAGUCGUGACUGGCCUGAGCCCACUCAGCCCCGUAGACCCCCACCACCGAGAGAGGCCAGUGGGUGGGGUGAGGGUCUGUCCAGUUCCACCAAGACCUACCUGACCAGCAGUUCAGAGAACCUCUACCCCGGUCACACCUCCCACCACACCGCGGUAUCCAUAUCCAGCAGUCAGUCAGCGCCCCUACUACCCCCUUCUUCUUCAGCAUUGUCCCUCGCUGCCAGCCGCAAAUUGUCCAGCACACUAGGUGACCCCUCCACCUCUGUCCAACAUGGCAACUUCGCCCAGGAGCUGCUGAAGCAAUCACAGAACACCAAGUACCUCUUGAGUCAGGGGAAUGAGAACAGUCGGAGGGAGAUUGUGAACAGCUCUGAGAACAGUCGACGGGACAUUGUGAACAGCUCUGCAAAUUCUAGCUCUGUGAAUUUGAGUGACACAUCGUUUUCCAGUGGUGGGUCUGCACAAGGGGGCAUCAUGCCCCAGCAAGGGGCCCAUGCAGCCAGGGACCGUAGCAGAGAUGACUCUACUGGGCGGCGGCGUGCAAACACAGCAUCAGGGGCUCCUCAUGGAGGGAAGACCCACACGUCUGGGCUGGGCCGCAUGGCAGAGCUGAGUGGAGAGUCGCCCCAGGGCAGCGAACCCGGAAGUCCACGAUCAUCACAGAAGAAUCUGUCUGGGAUGUCGUCCGAAGAGUCGCUAAGUACCAGGCUACGUCCGGGAGUGACAUCCCGUGUCCCUAAGUCUCGUGCUACCAACAACCUCCAGGACGACCUUAUGCGUCUCAUAGACCCUGACCUCGCGGAGAAUGACCUCUCUGGAUUACUGGCAACAGAGUCGCGCAAUCGUCGCCUGUCAGGUCGUCUGGUGCGGACGAUGUCAGACGAGAGCCUUCACAGCGGGAAAGGGGGUCCACUCUGGGACACCUGGCUUGCCGAUAGAGGACAGUACCCGGCCGAUCCAAGAGAGGCGCUGAGGAAACAGAGAUUAUCUCCACGAGGUCCCUCAGAUGAGCCUGCGCGUGUCCCAAUGCCAGAGUCAACUGCAUCACUAGACUGGAGCAGCCUAGUUGACGUGGCAACCAAGGCCAUAGGAGGAGGGGGCUCUCCCAAUGACUCUAAGGAGCGCAUCACUAGCCCCGUGAACUCCACAGUGUCUUCUGCUAGCUCGAACUCAAACCUGAACAAAACUCGCAGUGAAUCGCGUCCCGAGGUGAAAGUUGAGUCGUUAUAUCGACAGAAGAACCACGACCGGCCCCCAGACCCUCCCACGGCCAGCAAUCCGCCAGUGUGGCGACCGGUUGUGGCAAACCCACAGCAGAAGAUUCAUGACCUUGAGGUCAAGGUUCAGCAGCUGGAGGAGGAGCUACAGCAGGAACGUCAAGAAAGUGCGGCCUUGGAUGGCGAGGUGCAGAGGUUGAGAACUGAGAACGCAAGGUUGCAGGAAGAGUCACAAAACGCAGCAGCGCAGCUACGGAAGUUUACGGAGUGGUUUUUUACUACUAUUGAUCGACAAUAGAUGCAUUUAGUUUCAUAAAAAAAGGGUUUUAGUAAUGAUUAUGUAAUUAAUUAUUUCCUUUACUCGCUGUUUGUUUAAACUUGAAGAAAAGCAACAAUACAUGUACAUGUAUUUUGUUUUUGUUUUUAUGCAAUAUUUAUACUUUUUACUUUAAUACUAAAAUUAAAAUAAAAUUUAUAAAUAAUUAUAAGCUUAAAUCACUACAAUGCAUUUAUCUUUUAUGUAAUUUUUAUUUUCUGUUUUAACUCCAUAAUAUGUUAUUAUUUAUGAAGGUUUAACUUAUUGUGUUUUUUGACAUCAGAGCUUAAAAUUGAGUGUUAUAACAAACUAUAUUUAUAUAGAUAACUGAAUCUUGAAAUAAUACUGAAAAAGAAGUGUGACAGUAUAAUUGGGCACCAUUACUUUUAUCAGUUUAUCUUUUUCAUUUUACCAGUACUUCUAUUUUCAAAAAUUAAAAAAAGUUCAAACUGAUUUAUGUUUGUUUGAAAACUAGGUCAAAAUGUCUAAUUGAAUAUCAUAAGCUUGUGAAUGCUCUAUAAGACACAAUUGUUUGUACAAUCGUCAUGGCAUUUGCCCUGAACAAUUGGUCUAAUAAUUUCUCAGAGGAGGGGGGUAUGGUUCUUGUGCAUUGAAAUGUCUGGCUCCAAUAAAGUAUACACAUGUCAUGUAUUGUGAAACCUUGUGAACAUUGACUGCUCAGGACAGUAAGUUUAGUAGUGGGGUCUAAGGUGAGCGCCUUAGGGCCUUUGACCUUAUUGUGUUUUUUUGUUACCUGAUUUAAGAGAUUGAAACUAGUCAAGUCAUUCUACAUGUUGACCAUGUCAUAUACAUCAUAACUUUAUACGUCCAAUGCGCUUGUUUUUGUACGUUGAAACCAAAUGUAGUACAUGUAACCAUGUUUUGAACAUGGAUUUUAAAGAAACCAUUUACAAUAUUUCACGAAUGAUAUUAAAAUUUCACAGCUUUUUCUUUUUAUCAGCAUUCCCUACUAGCUCAUUGUCUUAUGUUCAGGUGUUUUGAAUAAAUGUUUGUUGACUUAAAAUUGUAGUGUUUUUAAACAAAUCACUAGCUGUUUGAUGUGUUAGUAACUUUCUUACUGCAACAAACAACAACCAGAAGCAGCCCAGAACUAAAAAAUAUCUUAACAAAUGAUAAAACAAAUGCUUUCCUAGGGUACAUUUUAACAAAUGAUAAAACGAAUGCUUUCUUAGGGUACUUUAACACUUUGAUCUCAUUAACCUCAUGGUUGUAAUAACUGGUAAGUCUUGCUUGGUUUUAUUUUAUAAACUGCUGCCAAUUGUGUGGUUUUUAUGGUGGGUUCUGGAAGUUAUAUGGAAAAAAGUGCAUGUAUUUUAUGUUCAUAAAAAAAUAUGAGUUUAUACAUUAGGCAAUUUUUUUUACGUGUCGGAAGUACAAAUCAUUUUAUCUUUGUUGGGUGUGACCUGUAAGAAAUACCCACAUGUAUUUAUCUGACUAACUUCUAUACAAACGUAUCACAGAAUUAAAAAAUAACCAAUAUGUGCAUCAUUUAUUCAUGUGAUGUAAUUAGAAAAAUGGUACAUUUGUAAUUUUGGAGCUUCCUUUAACCCAUGAUUAAUAAAUAAUAAAGUUGUACAUUCUGUUGUGCCUUAUUUAUAUACAUAAAUGGUUAAUACUAUUUAAUUAAGGGGAAAAAUGUUAUUUGUUAGAUAUAUAUAUUUGUAAGUUGAUAUCAUGUGUAUGUAUAAUUAGUUUAUAGUAGAAGUAUUGCAUUGAAAUGCAGGCACAUACUUAAAGCAAGUGUAUUUCAUAGAUAUUUUCCAUUUACAUAUUUGAUGAAGAAGUUUAUAUCUACCAAUUAUGUGCUAAAACUCUGCAAAUACUGUUUUCUAUAUUGCUGGUGCGUUCAAAGAGAGGGCCUGGUUAUUGCUGUACCUCAGUCAUAGUGUCUUCUUGCACAGUGUUGCAGGUUUGAUAACAUGCCUCAAUGUGGCAUCAGUUGCUUGGUGUGGUGUUCAACAGGAGUGAUAUUAACCAAAUUAACCAAACUUCUUAGAGAAAUGAUUUUUUUCUGACAGUACGCCAUUGAAAAUGUAAUCAAAUUGCCUUUGCGAAAUCCACUGAGUUGUGUAAACCAAAAUAUAAAAAGUAAAUUGUUAUAGCACUGCGUAAUUGUUUUAAACAUCUUAAUGUAAAAAGACCUAAACAUAAAACUGCCAGACACUAACAUUUUUUUAUGAAUUCGAAGUUUUAUCUGAAGAGUUUGGUGAGUACAAGCCCAGUAAAUAUCUUUAAUGUAAACAUAUUCAGAAUACUGUGGUGUACUGCAACUUGCUAAACUUUAGUGGUACACACAGCAUAAGGUGAAACAGUAUGGUCCUUUAUCACUUUGCUACAUAUUUUGAAGUGCUUGUAGUCUCUUAGAAAGUUUAAUUUAAUUUAAGACCUGUCUUACUAGAUUCAAGUUUUAAAGGCUUCAUGUCCAACCCUUGGCUACUGAUAGCAGCAAACGGCAUAAAACCUGAAAAAAACUGAGUUACUCACAGGUUGUUCUGGUUUUAUGCUGUUUGCACUGAGCCAUUUUCACUUUGCCUCUGAGUGGGAAAGGGUUUAUAGCACAAUCAUGAACAUAGCAUUAUAUUCAGGCUUUCUUCUACAGUACAUUGUGGCAUAUGUUUACAUAUAUAGGGGGGGGGGGGGGGGGCAACAAUGAAGGAAUUGAAGACAGCUACACAAAUUGUUGAAAUCACAUAAAACAGAAUGACAAAUAGGAAUGCUAUGACAAGGGCAUUUUGUUACUAAUUUUUUAAGGAGUUAAUCAUGAGCAGUUAUUGAGUUCAAACGUAGUUCAUACUAGGUAGGAAUAUGUUGGUGCUUUAGAAAUAAAAAUAUUGUUGAGUGGUUGAACAUUGUUUGUCUUCCAUAACUUCUGUGUUGUUUUUCUUGUCAUGUCAUUUCAAAACCAGCAGAAUGAAGAACUGUGCAAUUAUUCAGGCAAAUCUUUUCCCAGUGCAAUGUAACCGGUAUAUUCUUGUGCACCUGUCAAUUGAAGUUCUGCAUUUAUUAAACCCUUUGUAACUUCUCACCAUUGUUCAAAUCAGUCCACUGUAGUGCCAGUCUCUGUUAAGAUGUAAAUGAUAAAUGCCUUGUUAGGAUUGCAUAAUCUGUUACUACAUAAAACACAAUAAAGGCUUGGUGCAGAACAGUUGUAGCUUUCUGUCAUGUCUAUAUCGGAUACGGUAGUUUUACACUCACUGCUUAACUUGAGAAGCAGUUUUUGUGAUAAAAACCUUUAUUGUAAUUAAGUGAUAUAUCUUAUAUAUUGUAUUAUACGUUUUUCUUUUUUAAGAUAGCAUUCUUUCAUUUUAUGUAACUAUCAUUUAUUGUAACUGAAUUGUUUAUAUCAGUUAACCAGAUGCCUUAUAAAUAAUAAAGCUAUAUUUAUUUCUCAUCAUUUUAAAACCAGUUUUAUUCACCUCAUUUCAUGAAAACCAUUAUUUUGUCCAGUAUUGUAGAGACUGUUGAUUUUGUUGUUAAAUCUAAUCUAAUGUGAGCUAUAUACUCCUUUGUAAAGGUUUAUAUGUUGAUUAGCCAAAUCAUUACAUCAUAUGAGUCGUGUUCUGAGAAAACUGGGCAUAAUGCAUGUGCGUGAAGUGUCGUCCCAGAUUAGCCUGUGCAGUUCGCACAGGCUAAUCAGGAACGACACUUUCCGCUUUUAUGGUAUUUUUAGUUUCAAGGAAGUCCCUUCUUACCGAAAAUCAAGUUUAGACGGAAAGUGUCGUCCCUGAUUAGCCCGUGCGGACUGCACAGGCUAAUCUGGGACGACACUUGACGCACAUGCAUUAAGCCCUGUUUUCUCAGAACGCUGCUCAUAGAAAUAUGCCCUACAGUGUUCUGCAGUGAAUAAGAUUAUUCAUUGUUGUAUUUAGAUUUGUUUUAAAUUUUAUGUUGAUCAAUUAUCAAACAUCUUUACAGUCAUUUUACAAUUUGUCAUUAAGAUUAAUCAUUAUACUAACCACCAAUUUCAGUGAUCAACAUCUGAUAUGUUAAGUUCAAACAAUUAUGUCAAUUGUGCUUGCUAAAGUACCCUAAUUUUAUGUCAGAAAGUAUAGCUGUAGAAACCCUAUAUUGUAUUGUUUUAUAUAAAAUUAUUAAAAGAUAAAUGCUGUCGUGGCUGUAAAUAGUUGGUGUAUUUUCAUUUAGCGGAAUUGUUGUCAUAGCAUACAGGCAUCUUAUCUGUUGUAGAAUAAAUACUCUUUCAUCUCGUCUAAGAUGUAUUGAUGAUGAUAAUUCCUUAAACAAUAAAUUAAUAUUUACGUAUAUAA
Molecule: messenger RNA, 10916 nt
Organism: Dreissena polymorpha
Lineage: Eukaryota; Metazoa; Mollusca; Bivalvia; Myida; Dreissenidae
Product: signal-induced proliferation-associated 1-like protein 2
Exons: 22
Coding region: 1156-6612 (1818 amino acids)
Biological process (GO): regulation of small GTPase mediated signal transduction; activation of GTPase activity
Cellular component (GO): cytoplasm
Molecular function (GO): protein binding; GTPase activator activity
Source: RefSeq, a predicted model, not a curated record